Serpula lacrymans var. lacrymans S7.9 is the source of this 210-nucleotide messenger RNA. RefSeq lists its product as uncharacterized. The transcript is spliced from 2 exons. The record is from RefSeq and is a predicted model, not a curated record. The coding region runs from base 1 to 210 and encodes 69 amino acids. Lineage: Eukaryota; Fungi; Basidiomycota; Agaricomycetes; Boletales; Serpulaceae.
AUGAUAACAGGAACAGGAUCCAAGGCAUGUACCCUGUUCUAUCACUCAUGCCACAAUUUCGUACCUUAUCUGGAGUGCCUUGGGUAUGGCCAGUGUCCGACCCUGAAUGGGAACUCACUGUGCAACGGGGCUGUGAUCCAUCAAGGCAGUGUCGGCCCCCAGCCAGAACUAAAAAUCCUCGAUGGGUCAAAAGGGCACGAACAGCGCUAG